GGCUCUUCCGGUGUCAUGGCGCCAAAGUGUUUGCUGCUAGCCGGUUGCGGUGAGGACUUUAACGGAAUGGGCUGUUUUCUGUGACUUCUAAAAGCUACAGCCUGUAUAGGAAAGACCGUAGGAGACCCUCAAGCUGAGCAAUGAACGGAAAGAAUCUCACAACUUCCUAGAUGUCUGAGAACUGCAACUUUUGUAGGGAUUUAAGAACAGCAAAACCACGAGGAGUCAGUAACCUUUGAGGAUGUGGCUGUGAACUUCACCCCUGAGGAGUGGACUUUGCUGAGUCCAUCCCAAAAGAGGCUCUACAGAGAUGUGAUGGGAGAAAUCUUUAGGAACAUGGUGACUGCAGGAAGACACUUGAAUAACCAGAAAGUGGAAGAAGAGUACAGUAACUAUUGCAGAAAUCUAAGAAAUGAAGAGGUUGAGAAAUGCCAUCAAUCUAAAACCUGCAGUCUGCAUAAAAAAAGCUUCCUUUGCACUCAAGAUGCUAAUGCCCAUAUGAAACAAUAUGGUUUAAAACCAAUGGAAAGUCUUUUUUACAGAAUGUCCCUAAUUGGGCAUUUGUCACUAAAUUUGCCCAUCAGAGUUCACACUGCACUGAAGCCAGAUGAGUAUUUGGAAUCUGAAGGGAAGCUGCUUAAAAGUAAUGAAAAUAAAAUAAACUGUGAUAGUUUACAGUCAUUUCAAAAUAAUGCAAGUGCAGAGACUGACAAGAAACCAUAUGAAUGUGAUCAGUGUGAGAAAUCCUGCUGUGCUCUUAGUGAAACAGCUCAUCUUAGAGACAAGGCCUUUGUAUAUCAGAAAAGUUCGAAUGCCUCCAGCAAAACUACUGAUAUUGAGAUUUAUCAGACAAAUCACAUUAAAGAUAUACCCUCUGCAGAUGAGCAAUAUAGGAAAGAUUUUAGCAUGCAUAGUAUUUUUCAACGUGAAAAAAUUGAGAUGGAAGAGAAAAAGUAUGUAUAUAAGCAAUGUAGGAAAGUUUUCAGAACAAAAGCUAAUUGGCAGAGACAUGAAAGAACUCACACUUGUGAGAAACCUCAUGUAUGUAAGCAAUGUGGGAAAACUUUUGGCACACAGGAGCAUUGUAAAAGACAUGAAAGAACUCACUCUGUAGAGAAACCUUACAUAUGCAUGCAAUGUGGGAAAGGUUUCAGUUCACAGAGUUACUGUAAAAUACAUGAAAGAAUUCACACUGGAGAGAAACCUUACAUAUGCAUGCAAUGUGGGAAAGGUUUUAUUUCACGGAGUUAUUGUAAAUUACAUGAAAGAACUCACACUGGAGAGAAACCAUAUGUAUGUAAGGAAUGUGGGAAAGCUUUCAACACAUCUGGUGUUUGUAAAACACAUGAAAGAACACACACUGGAGAAAAACCUUAUGUAUGUAAGCAGUGUGGGAAAGCUUUCAGUACACAUCAUAUUUGUCAAAAGCAUGAAAGACUUCACACUGGAGAGAAACCCUAUGUAUGUAAGCAGUGUGGAAAAGCUUUCAGCACAUAUGGUGUUUGUAAAGUACAUGAAACAACUCACAAUGGAGAGAAACCUUAUGUAUGUAAGCAAUGUGGGAAAGCUUUUGCUACACAUAGUAUUUGUCAAAGGCAUGAAAAAAUUCACACUGGAGAGAAACCAUAUGUAUGUAAACAGUGUGGGAAAGCUUUUAGCACACGCCAUGAAUGUCAAAAUCAUGAAAGAAUUCACACUGGAGAGAAACCCUAUGCAUGCAAGGAGUGUGGGAAAGCUUUCAGCACACGUCGUUAUUGUCGAAAUCAUGAAAGAAUUCACACUGGAGAGAAACCCUAUAUAUGUAAGCACUGUGGGAAAGCAUUCAGCACACGUUAUUGUCGAAUACAUGAAAGACUUCACACUGGAGAGAAACCCUAUGUAUGUAAACAAUGUGGGAAAGACUUCAGCACAAACAGUCAGUAUCAAAUACAUGAAAGAAUUCACACUGGAGAGAAACCCUAUGUAUGUAAGCAAUGUGGGAAAGCUUUCAGCCAUUCCAGUAGAUGUAAAAUACAUGAAAGAAUCCACACACAGGAGAAACCUUAUAUAUGUAAGUGUGGGAAAGCCUUUCUAUGGAGGUAUCAAUAUCAAAGACAUGAAAAACACCACAUUUCAGAGAAAACAUGUACAUAAUCAAUUUGGGAAAUCUUUCAGCAGAAACAAUCAUUGUCAAAACCAUGAAAGGACUCGCACUGGAGAGAAGCUAUAUGCAGGUGAGCAAUUCAGAAAAGCUUUCAGCACAAAUAAUUAUUGUCAAAUACAUGAAAGAAGCCACAGUAUAAAAGCCUAUGUAUGCAAGCAAGUAGAAAGAAAUUUCCUAAGUCUUCAUUACAUAGACACUAAGAAACUCAUUGAGAAGCCCUAUGUGCAUAAGCCAUAUGGAAGACAUUUCAGUACACACACAUUGUCAAACAUAUGACUAUAUUUUAUGUCAUGUAGAAGUGUCACUGUGAAGAAGCUAUGUAUUCAAGGCUAUUUUGAAAAGUCUGUAAGACUGUAUUUGAAAGACUAUGUAAGACUAUGUUUACCAAAAGCUUUUGCACAUACAUUGCUUACAUACAUAAGGUUUCUCUCUACUGUGGAUUCUUUCAUGUAUUUUACAAACACCAUAUGUGCUGAAAGUUUCCCACAUAGUUCCAUUUAGUAAAAUCCUUUAUAAACAAUACAAAAAGUGUUUUAUGUCAGUGUUUCUUCACAAAUAUCCCAAAAAAAUCAUAUCCUAGAUGAAGAUAUCUGAAAGUACCUACAUAAUGUGGUUUUUAUUGUCACAUUUGUGCAGUGUUUAAUCAGUUGCUAUAAUGAGGUGUUUUUAUCUGAGUGUCUGAGCUUACUGCAUAGUGUCCAAAUUAAGCAUGGCUGGUUAAAUGUAUUUUUUGCUUUCAACUACAGUUAGUGUUUGUACUUUUUAUUUUAACUUUAAUUUUGAGAGGCAUAGAGCUUUAAAAAUCUUAACUUUGUAAUUUUUGCUAUUGAAUUUUUCAGUUUUUCUUUUCAAUUGUUUGUGUGUUUUCUUUAUUCUAUGAAAAAAGGAUAUUUUUAGCUUGAUUCUAUAUUUCAUAUUGAUACAUAUUUUCAAAGAUUGAACAUGAGAUUUUGACAAAGUUGAAUUGUUUUCACACAACUUGUAGAUUAGCAAAUUUUGUUUUUCAUGUGACAUGACAAGAUACCUGCUUGUAUACCAACAUCGCUGUAUAUUGUGUCAUGAAAAUAUGUUGCAUAUUUUUCAAUAUGGUAAUUCCUAUAAGGUUUUAACUUUUCACACAAAAUUUUUCAUGUUUAAAUGGCAAUGUUAGUUUGCUUCACUGGUAUUUUUUAAACCACAUAUAUCAAACAGAAACCAUACUGCUCUGUGUUUGUCAUUGCCAGAAUCCCACUAUUACAGAAUUCAAGAUAUCAAAGAGACCUAAUUGGAAAAAGAAGUGUGUAUUGGGUUUUAGAUGCACACUGGCUCAGUAUGAUCUUAUGAUGUCAAAGAUGAUUGAGUACCAAAACAAAGGAAAGACACUAGUUUUAUACAUUUAGUUAGGGUUGAGAAAUGGGAUGGUGGCCAUCAAGGUCGCAGAAACAAGACAGCAAUUUAUGACAGCCUUGAAAGAAGACAGAACUUUGUGAAUCCGCUGGGAAUAAGAUGACAUAAACUCUUCGCAGUACAUAGUUGUCAAUCUUUCCUCUACCAGAAUAACAACCUAUAGCCUCCAGCGAAGAAGGGGAACUUUGAGGGAGAUUCCUCUAAGUUCCACUUCAUCACAUAACCAUAACUGUCUCUUAAAGGAAAUCAUGAUGUACAGUUAUCUUUCCACAAAAUAUAAAUUAUGGCAUAGCACCAAUAAGAACAUUUUGAAUGGAAUGUUCAACAUCUUUUGAAUUUUUCUGGGAAGCAUGGUUGCUACUGAAUGUAAUAAGGCAAAUGGCUUUGUUCUAUUCCCUGAUGCUUUGAUUUUAUAAUAUCUUUGAUAAUCAUUGUUUUUACAUAUGAAGCUAAGAUACUGGCAUACAGAAAAAUCAAACUCCUGAGAUGUAUCAUUCAGUUCAUUAAAAUGAGAAAACUUUGAAA
Cavia porcellus (domestic guinea pig) is the source of this 4054-nucleotide messenger RNA. RefSeq names its product zinc finger protein OZF-like. NCBI's taxonomy places the organism in Eukaryota, Metazoa, Chordata, Mammalia, Rodentia, Caviidae. The transcript is spliced from 5 exons. Gene Ontology annotation, biological process: regulation of transcription by RNA polymerase II. The coding region runs from base 316 to 2133 and encodes 605 amino acids. The record is from RefSeq and is a predicted model, not a curated record. Gene Ontology annotation, molecular function: DNA-binding transcription factor activity, RNA polymerase II-specific; RNA polymerase II cis-regulatory region sequence-specific DNA binding.